AUGUCGGACUCCGAGUCGCUGUCGGACGAGGCCUCCGGGCUGUCGUCGUCGUCGUCGCCGUGUGAAGAGGACGAGAUGAGCUCGUCAAGCUCGUCGAGCUCAUCUGGAUCUAUGACAGGCGAGCGGAUUGGACUGGUGGACAAGACAGGAACACCCGUGGGACCGCCCGAGGGCUCGCCGGAGAAGGCCAUGGCGUACCUCUACUACACCGAGAGCUCGCAGUGGCACUCGCAGGAGAUGGAGGUCAUUGUCUCGUCGCGGCCGUUCCAGAAGGGCGGCAUGCGGCAGGCGUUCAAGAUCGUCAACGUCAAGAACGGCGACGUGUUUGUGGGAAAGCGGUACUACUCGCACGAGCGGGCAUCGGACGAGAUGUACUACCAGGACGUGAGUCUGCAGUCGUACUGCCAGCUGUGGGCAACGUCGUACAACGCAGAGCCCAACAUUCCCAAGAAGGUCACUUUUGUCCGUACAUGGGUCCUUCGUCUUGUCGAGCGCGAUUGCAUGCCGCUCUUCUCGUGCGAGCCGAUGCUCUGCGGUCCGUUCCGCAAACAGAACUCGAACACCGGGUGGCUCGACGAGUCGCGCAACACGCCGCAAGCCUUCUCGCACUACACCUACGAGCGCUCGGGUCGCAAGCUGGUCAUCGUCGACAUCCAGGGCGUCGAGGACUACUACACCGAUCCGCAGAUCCACACCGUCGACGGCAACGACUUUGGGAAGGGCAACUUUGGCACCGAGGGCAUCGACAACUUUGUCGAGACUCACAAGUGCAACGCCAUUUGCCGCGGUCUCGGCCUCCCGGUCUUUGGCGCCCGUGACAUCAACGUCGGCACCCAGAUGGCGUGGUCGGCCCGGCCAGAAAUCCUGCCAGUCGCCCUCUCGUCUUCGAUCUCCCAGGCCGGCCUGGCUCUCCUCGAGGCGACCACCAACGACGAGAGUGGCGCCGGGCCAUCCGAGUCGCCGCAGGCUGUCGGCCGCCCCAGCUCCGCCAUUCGCGAGCGCUCACGCUCCCGCGAGCGGGACCCCGAUCCGCACGCCCAGCCCAUGGUCUACGUCCGUGACGCCAAGCGCAAGACCGGCAAGUACCAUAUGCAGGCCGGCCAUUUUAACUCGUACCAGACGAUUCCGCUCACCACUGCUACCGAGCAGGUGUCUCAUCCUAUCGCCGGACUUGCGCUUGCGCUCGAGCGCGAGGAGUUUGACGACCCGGCCGAGUUUGAGUUUGAAGAGGAGGAGGAGGAGGACGACGACGGCGCCGACGAUGACGACGAUGACGACGAUGACGACGAUGACGACGAUGACGACGAUGACGACGAUGAUGUCGAUGAUGACGACGAUGAGGAUGACGACGAGGAUGUUGACGAGGAUGACGAUGUGGAUGAGGAUGAGGAUGACGACGACGACGACGACGACGACGACGACGACGACGACGGUGAGGAUGAGGAUGACGACGACGACGACGACGACGACGACGACGACGACGGUGAGAUUGUGAUCGACGAGUCAAAGGAGGCUGAGGCGGACGAUGCCGAUGCUGACGACGACGACGACUAUGCUGACGACGAUGCCGAUGCCGAGGAGGAGGAGGAGGUCGAGGCCGACGCCGACGCCGAUGUGGUGGCGCCGGCCAAGAUGAGCGCGGCCGAGAAGGCGUACAAGCGCGAGCGGGCCAACUCGGACGCGUCAAACGAGUCGAUUGGAUUCAUUGUGGAUGUGCCGACGUACGCGGACGGAGACUGGAAGGCGAUGCAGCGCGACGCGCGGGCGUACGCGUCGCAAGCCGACCAGCUGAUGACGCGGUCCAAGUUUGGGCAAGCGGCCGAGGCGUUCUCGCGCGCCUCGAUUGUGCGCGGCUACUACAUUAACGCCAAGCGGGCGGCGAUUCGCGGCGAGAUGGCUGCGCGGGCGCAGGCCAUGUCGGAGACCAAGAAGAGCUGGAAGCAGCGCCGCGAGGAGCUGCAGCUGGGACUCGCUGCCAAGCGUGAGGAGCGCCGCGCCGCCCGCGAGGCCGACGAGCGCGAGCAGAACCUGCGGAUGCGCGAGGAGCGCGAGCAGCGCCGCAUCGAGCGCGAAGCUGCCGCUGAGCGCCGCGCUGCCCGUCAAGCCGAGGAAAUGCGCAUCGUCGCCACUGAAAAGGCUGCCAUCCAGCGCGACGCCCGCGUCCGCGCAGAUUCGAUUCGCCGUGAGCACGCGCUGGCCAAGGCCGGCGUCGUCGCUGCAGAUCCCGUGCCCGUUGACCUUGACGAUGACGCCGACGAGCCCGUUGACGACGUUGACGAUGAGGAUGCGGAUGAGGAUGCGGAUGAGGAUGCGGACGAGGAUGCGGAUGAGGAUCAGGAUGCAGACGAGGAUGAGGAUGUGGAUGUGGACGACGCCGACGACGACGACGACGACGAUGACGACGAUGAUGAUGAAGACAACGAUGACGACGACGACGAUGAUGAGGACGAUGACGACGACGACGACGCCGACGACGACGACGACGAUGACGACGACGACGAUGACGACGACGACGAUGACGACGACGAGUAA
Molecule: messenger RNA, 2532 nt
Organism: Thecamonas trahens ATCC 50062
Lineage: Eukaryota; Apusomonadida; Apusomonadidae
Product: alpha kinase
Exons: 2
Coding region: 1-2532 (843 amino acids)
Biological process (GO): protein phosphorylation
Molecular function (GO): ATP binding; protein serine/threonine kinase activity
Source: RefSeq, a predicted model, not a curated record